AUGGAUCCUACAUUGCCUAUCUCACACAACGGCUUCGAAUACUACAAUAAUGAACUAUACGUAGUUAUUCCGCCGUAUCAUCGACACCGCCGCUUUGGUAUCCCUGAACUGCAGGCAUUUUUCAACACUUCCUCCAUUGAGGAGCAGCCUGCACAUUGGUACAGGGCUCAACUCAUUCAUUACGGCCUACAGCCGAUAACCAACAAACGCACCGCGGCAAUGCGGUUUCUAGAAGCUUUGAACCGGGAUAUACUUGAAAUACCAGAAUACAUCCGGCGCUUGGAACGCGAGCUGAAGGAGUCGAAGGAUAGGCAGAAAAAAUCAAAGGGGAAGAAUAGCCUGAAAUACAGCUGCAAGAGGAAGGCAUUAACUCUGAAGCCAUUCCGGUAG
Molecule: messenger RNA, 390 nt
Organism: Aspergillus tanneri
Lineage: Eukaryota; Fungi; Ascomycota; Eurotiomycetes; Eurotiales; Aspergillaceae
Exons: 1
Coding region: 1-390 (129 amino acids)
Source: RefSeq, a predicted model, not a curated record